UCCAAAAUGGCGAUACACAGGGUGUUGUGUUGUUUGUUGUCGUGAUGUCUAAAAUAAUGCAUUCAUACGAGAAGUGUGCGGAAAACGAGGGGUAGUCGCUAAGAACUGUCGGACAAGAAAUAUCGGAAGAAUAAAAAUGAGCGGAAUGGAGGACAGAGAAUUUCCAUUGGAUUAUUUUACGCCCAUAGUGACCAUUAAUGAAGUACCAUCGCAAAUGUCUGAAUCACCAAAGAUAAAGAAAAUAAAAAUAAAAAUUGAGGGGAAAGAAGGUGGUGAAAUGUCAGGGGAAAUAGUUAAACGUAAGAGAGGUAGACCAAAGAAGAAUUCCAAGAAAGAUAACAGUGAUGCAGAUUGGGUUGCCGAAGGUAAACAGAGGAAGAAAAAGGAAAAGAGACAAAAGAAAGGAAAAGUCAUCAAGCCUGAACAGAUAGAUGUUGAAAUAAAGAGCGAAAUCAAAGAAGAACCAUCUGAGGACUUACCAAUGAUUCUUCCAUUAUCUCAAGUAGAUGUCAAACCUAUGUCCCCUGACUCUGGUGAACCAAAAAAAUUUAAAUGUCCAUUAUGUAAUAAAGAUAAUAACGAUUUCACAGAGCGCACCCCAUUAGAACUGAAGCAACAUUAUAGAGACAAACAUCCAGGCAAAAGGCUGCGACAGUCCCGAUUUUCCAGUGAGGUAUAUCCAUGUGAUGUGUGUGGAAAAGAGUUCAGAACAGCCAACGCUGUUCGAGAACAUAUGGAAACCCACAGCACCUACUAUUACUGUGAAAUAUGUAAUGGUUCGCAGAAGAAAAUCUUGGAACAUAUAAUUCACAUGAGAAUCCAUUCAGACAUCGGACUGUUCCAGUGUUUGAUGUGUAAUUUCAGCACUCCAGAUAUAAAUUUUAUUACGGAACAUGUGAACAAUCAUGAAGACGUGUUGAAGUAUUGGUGCAGCACUUGCAAAAAAGGAUUCCAGAUACUUUCUUGGUUUCAAGAGCAUGAUAACUACCACACCGGCUUGAAACCGUUCGAUUGCGAGUUCUGUGGCAAGUGUUUUUUGUACUCUCGAUACUUGCACGCUCACAAACUAUACAUGCAUAAAGAAGAUAUUAAUUUCCCUCAUCUACACGAGUGCGUCAUCUGCAAGAAACAGUACCAACAUAAAAAUAGUCUCAAGCUACACAUGAAUCUGCACACUGGAAAUUUCUCGAUCUGCGAUAUAUGCGGUAAAAUUCUGUCUAGCAAAGAAAAGCUGAAGUUUCACAUCAGGACACAUACUGGAUACAAGCCGUACAAUUGUACUUAUUGUGAAAAGUCAUUCACAAAGAAACCCAUCCUAGUCGAACAUAUAAGAAUUCAUACUGGCGAGAGGCCUUACAUUUGUGAUUACUGUACCAAAGGAUUUUCUCAAAGAUCCAGCCUAGUCAUUCAUAUGCGCGGCCAUACUGGUGAGAGACCCUACGUAUGCCAGUUUUGUACGAAGGGGUUUGUGGCCAAAGCUAUGCUGAACAUUCAUUUGAAGACUUGCAAAGGUGUCAUUUUCACGAGGGAAGAUUUCCUGACGCCCAGUCAGACUAGCGCUGAACCUAAGUCGUGUAAAAAUCUUGUUUUUGCAAGACAAGAUUUUUCAGCUCCCGCUGAAUUGCCUCCAGCAUUGCCUAUAUAGAGAUGAAUUUUAAAUGUUUCAUGUUUUGUGCAAUUGUUCCUUAAUUUAUAGUGAGUUUUUUAUAGUUUGUAACAAAUUUAGUAGACUCCUUAGAGGUUCCAAUAUGUAAUUGAAGAUAGUCAUGCCAUCAUUUUCCAAAAAGGCCUUGGGACAUGAGGAAACAUAAAAAACGUUUUUGAUGAAAAUUUUUUAGUUGGCCUCCUUUUUUUCCUAGUUUUUCCUAUCCUCAGAAAAACAGAAUGAUGUAUUUCUAGAAUCUUACUGUUUCGUGUCCGCGCUCUAUUUUGAGGUUAUAUUUUCUUUUUGAAUUCUAUGAAAUCUCAGGCUAAUGAAACUUGAAUUAUAAUUUAUAUCAUCUGAAAUUUGUUAAGGUUCAAAAAUAAAACAUAACCUCACUAUGGGAGAGCGCUGACGCUGACACGGAACAGUAGAAACCUAGAAAUAUCCCAGCUUUUCUGAAGGAGAGGAAAUACUAUGCACAUCAAGGAGGCCAUAAAGGCAUCCUUGGUAUAUGAACACCUAACUUUGUUGCAUCCUAUAUAGUGUAGCUGUAUUUAGGUAUUGAUAAAAUUAUGUAUUGAAUAUAAUGAUUACCAAAGCCUAUCAAAUUAUACUUUAUAUGUAGCCAGUAGUUCGUGC
Messenger RNA from Acanthoscelides obtectus, 2284 nucleotides. The record is from the annotation of a GenBank genome assembly. Lineage: Eukaryota; Metazoa; Arthropoda; Insecta; Coleoptera; Chrysomelidae.